Syngnathus typhle (broad-nosed pipefish) is the source of this 1552-nucleotide messenger RNA. RefSeq names its product TMEM9 domain family, member B (gene tmem9b). Gene Ontology annotation, cellular component: lysosomal membrane. NCBI's taxonomy places the organism in Eukaryota, Metazoa, Chordata, Actinopteri, Syngnathiformes, Syngnathidae. Gene Ontology annotation, biological process: positive regulation of canonical NF-kappaB signal transduction. The coding region runs from base 163 to 726 and encodes 187 amino acids. The transcript has 5 exons. The record is from RefSeq and is a predicted model, not a curated record.
CGGAAGCUCCAAGUCAGCUGCUGCGAGGCUUCGAGGCAGUUUAUCUCGCUGUGUAGUAGCGUCAUGGCUAACUUAGCCAUACGUUAAGAGAAAACAAUUCUACCGUCGUGCUGCGUGGAAAUCGUUUUCUUCGACCUUUUGUGCACUGUAAAUAUCUUUAAAAUGAAGGCCGUGUUUCCUCUACAGAUUUUUGUCUUAGUGUGUGUUUUGCUGUUAAGCGAAGUGACAGCGAAGAAUUCUCAAGACAACCGUUGCAAAUGCAUCUGUCCACCAUACAAAGAAAUCGAGGGACAGAUCUACAAGCAGAAUGUGUCACUUAAAGACUGUAACUGUCUGCAUGUAGUGGACACAAUGCCGGUGGAUGGAAAGGACGUGGAGGCUUACUGUUUACGCUGUGAGUGUAAAUAUGAGGAAAGAAGUUCAGACACUAUUAAGGUCACUAUCAUAAUCUACUUGUCCAUUUUGGGCCUGCUGCUUCUCUACAUGGUCUACCUGACACUCCUGGAGCCCAUCUUGAAAAGACGUCUCUUUGGUCACUCACAGCUCAUUCAAAGUGACGAUGAUGUCGGGGACCAGCAGCCUUUCGCUAACGCUCACAACGUCCUGUCUCGCUCACACUCGCGGCCCAACAUGCUGAACAAAGUCGAGCACGCUCAGCAGCGCUGGAGGAGGCAGGUCCAGGAACAGAGAAAGUCUGUGUUUGAUCGCCAUGUUGUCCUCAGUUAAAGGUUGAAGAGGACCAAAAAAAAAAACCUCACUGUGACAGAGUAUGUGACUUGUAUCUCGUCCCCUUUUGUCAUUUUGUGGUUUGUAUCUCCGUAAGUGUCAAUCUGAAGUACAAAGUAGAUCAAAAGGGACAGCAAGAGAUUUUCUUGUAUUUCUAUUGUUGCACUGUGUUUAAUUAUCCAUCCCAACUUGUGCACAGAGGCAACAAGUCUCCGGGGAUUCGAUUAUGAAAAUGUGAGUAAUAAAUGGCAGGUAAAAACCUUACGCGGCGAUAAUUUGUUGUUACUGCUGGACUAGCGCCGUGUUGAAUCAGCUCGUGUAUUCUACGCACUAAACUGCCUUUCAGAAUAUGAUACCCACAGGCCGAAGACAUCUUAUGUAGGCGUUUCCCUUUGUGACAGCUAGUAUUGGAAAUUAAUUAACAUAUUUGACAACUUGACUAAUCAUAGUUUCUGGUAUAGGUGAUCUCUUGCUUAUUUAUUAGUACAUAUUUAGUGACUUUUUGACUUUUUUUAUUUUAUUUUUUUUAAACUUUAUGCGCCUGACAUCCACCAGAUGGAUUCCACGUUGGGACAGAAAGUUACUGAGUGACGACAAAUGUGAACUUGAUGUAGAGACGGAGAAAAGAUGUACAGUACAAACGUUCUAAUUCCGUUAAAUUGACUCUUGACUUUUGUCAAGGUCCUAAAUAAUGUCAAAAUGGACACCCCCCCCCCCCACUAGAGUUAUUUUAUUAACUGCUUUUGGGAGACCUCUGAAAGUGUUCUUAACCAUUGUACACGUGUGCUACCUUACAACUUUGAAAUAAAUGGAUGUGAAGAUUUGU